ACUACACUCGGCCAAAUUCAGUUAGUUGGCUGGCGAAGAUGGUGAAGAGAUGGUCGUCGUUUCGUUUACUUAAUUCAACACACUUCAAAAAUUAUCUGCUAAUUUACAUAAUAACGACAACAGUUAACUUGCAUACAUUAAGUUAAAGGCGGAACCAAGAAGAGAAUAAGACGAGAGAUUCGUUAUGGAAAGAUGUGAUUUAAUUCUAAAGUUAAAGUUAACCACCAUCAAAGUUAGCUAACGCAGGACACAUUUUCUAAUUUUGUUCCGUGAAUUGACUACUAAUUUCGGUUUAUUUUUGUUUCCUGGAAACUUGCACGUUUGUUUACUAACUUUUUUGGGUGGGCGUAUUUACAAGAACCCUAAAAGUUAUUGCAAUUUCUUUAACGUUUACGUGAAUUUGCCCAGGUUUGUGUCUAUUUUUUGUCGGGUGAUAGAUAAGAAGAAAAAUACUUUUCGUAAUUUUCAAGUCGGAUUACGACGAGUUUUUAUCGUCUUUGAAAAAAUGCAGUCGUGUUCGUGACAUCGUAAAAAGAAAACUCUAAAUUAUUGAGCGUUGUCUGCCUGUCGGAGAGACAACUUUUUCAUUCCGCCACACCCACCCACCAAAGUCACAAUAUUGUUGUAGAAAGGUACAAAUUUUAUGAAGAUGACGAAACUCACGGAAGAUAUGAUAAUUGCGAGAACCAAGUCGUCCGAGCUUGGCGCUGUCAAGAAGCUUAAUUGCUGGGGCUCCGACUUGAUAGAUGUGAGUCUCGUAAAACGACUGGCAAAUGUGGAAGUCUUAUCGUUGAGCUUAAAUAAAAUCACCACCCUCUCCGACUUCCAGUACUGUCGAAACUUGGUGGAACUCUAUAUCCGUCGCAACGCUAUCCGUGACCUAUCCGAGCUCUGCUAUCUGCAAGAACUCACCCGUCUGAGGCGUCUCUUGCUGGCUGAAAAUCCCUGCGUGGACACGGCUGGACCCUUAUAUCGAGCCACGGUUAUCCGAUGCCUGCCAAAUCUCGAAGUUCUCGAUAAUAACGAAGUCACCCCCGAUGAGGUGGAACAAGCGAUGAAAGUCGGCCUCAUUUUGGAACAUCCUCUUGCCCGAAGGGAACGUGGCUCGCCGGAACCCAUCUAUUACCGGGAAGAGAGUCCCCCCACGGCCGUCGUACCGAAUCGUAGAUACUCAAGCGCCCUGGAUUGUGAGCAGGUCAUCGUAAAAACGAGCGCCCUGGCCAGAUCGCCACCGUCCGAAUAUACGCCAGCCUAUAUUCACCAGCCGGAGGACAAUAAAGAGCGUCGAUCUCCCGAAGAAUCACCACAACAUUCUUCUCCUCCACAAGUGAAUGGAACUUCUAAUGGAUUGCGACAUCGCCGACACUCUCACCAAUCUUCCGGAAAUCUUAUUGACGACGUUAAUUCAUCCCCUCCUACAACAACUAACAAUAAUACCAUUAAUUCUGCCGUCGACCCUCCAGUCGUGAUGAGAAAAGUUCAGCGCUCCCCCGUCCAAGAGUAUUACCCCCACACUGCGAACGCAGUCCAACAACAUCGCGAUUCCAUCGAGCGAGACAGUCGACCCGCCGAGAUGAUAAUUACGAACGGUAGCAGCGGAGGAGGAGGAGGAAACUAUCAUCAACAACAGCAACGGAGACCGAGUUCAGAUUAUCUUCAAGAUUCGGGACGUGGAUCGUAUCAAGAACCAUAUUACGAUGACUCUCCACCCCCACAGAUCCGAAAUUCGGGAUCCAAUCAACGAGGCUACACCUCGGCCCAAAAUAACAGUAGGGGCGGAAGUGGCAGCAAUAACAAGCCCAGGACAAAGCCACCACACGACCCGAGAACAAACAUGGAGCAAAAUCCAGCAAGCAGAACGUCAAACCUAUUAUCCGCUGUCCUUUGCCUUAUCCCGGAACUGGACUGGGCUAGUUUGGAAGUCGUCGAACUAGCUGUGCGGAGAAGAAUGGACGAAUUCGUGUCGGAUUAAAAUUAAAUUUAAAUCUGUCCGCUUUCACUUAGCAGUUUAAAAAAUUAUUGCAAGUAAAUGUGUAGAAUUUGUGUAGAACUGAUGAGCUGCAAAUUACAUAAUAUGCAAAUGAAUCAAAGACAGAACAAUAAGUAGAGUAUAGUGAGAAAUUAAGUAUACAGUUUCGUAAUUAGUCGCGUUUUUUGUAAUGCUCGGUUUUGAAUUCAAUUCUUCAAAAACUUAAAACUAACGUGUUUAAGUUUUGAUUGACAAUUGGUAUUGUAUUCAAAUAGGGAUCGGUUGCUUGUUUUUCUGCAAUUUUUAUAUUGUUACGGUUAAAUACCAACCACUACUACCUCAAAAAUUAAAAUAGCUUAAAUAGUAACUUAAAUAAAUUUAUGCAAUGCGGAACCACGAUAUGUACCUAAAAAUAACCAGUGAAACGAAAAAAGUACCACUCGAUGUCUUACUAAUCAAUACUUACUAUCUCUGAACUUACCGAAGUAAUAAUCGCUGCAUGAACAGAAAUGCUACGAGCUGCAAUGCAAUGCAAUUUAGUAUACCUAUUAAUAUGUUAGAAUUCCUUAUUAUGCAUAACUUUGUAUGUAUUCAAGCUAUUUAAACUGACUGAUUCAAAACAAGAGUACUUUUUUGGAACGAAAGAAUAUAUAUUAGAUCCGACCAGAUAAUCGUCAAAAAGGGGGAAAAUCUAUAUCCUUUAGACAAUCUAGAUUGCGCGUGCUAUUUACCUAAUUAAUUAAUUGUUUUUUUUUGUCCCGUUUUGUAUUAAUAAUUUAGAAAAAGUCAAGUACUUACUAAUAAAACUCUUUCAGUAUCACCACA
Folsomia candida is the source of this 2794-nucleotide messenger RNA. RefSeq lists its product as uncharacterized. Gene Ontology annotation, biological process: cytoskeleton organization. The transcript is spliced from 9 exons. Gene Ontology annotation, molecular function: protein binding. The record is from RefSeq and is a predicted model, not a curated record. NCBI's taxonomy places the organism in Eukaryota, Metazoa, Arthropoda, Collembola, Entomobryomorpha, Isotomidae. Bases 644 to 1972 code for a protein of 442 amino acids.